AUGCGGAGCGGGUGGUUCAGGCAAAGAGCGCAGAGGUGCUCCGCCAAGAAUCGAAUUGCAGAGAGGAGGGGCCAGCCCGGCGGGUGGAGCAGGAGAGGCAGCCAGUUCUGCAUGCAGGAGUCCCAGGCAAAGAGCGCAGAGGCGAUGAACCCGGGCCAGGAGGAGAGGCGGCCAGUUUUGCAUGCGGAGCGGGUGGUUCAGGCAAAGAGCGCAGAGGUGCUCCGCCAAGAUUCGAAUUGCAGAGAGGAGGGGCCAGCCCGGCGGCUGGAGCAGGAGAGGCAGCCAGUUCUGCAUGCAGAGUCCCUUCAGGCAAAGAGCGCAGAGGCGAUGAACCCGGGCCAGGAGGAGAGGCGGCCAGUUUUGCAUGCGGAGCGGGUGGUUCAGGCAAAGAGCGCAGAGGUGCUCCGCCAAGAUUCGAAUUGCAGAGAGGAGGGGCCAGCCCGGCGGGUGGAGCAGGAGAGGCAGCCAGUUCUGCAUGCAGAGUCCCUUCAGGCAAAGAGCGCAGAGGCGAUGAACCCGGGCCAGGAGGAGAGGCUGGUUCAGGCAAAGAGCGCAGAGGUGUUUCGCCAAGGACUUGACUCGAAUUGCAGAGAGGAGGGGCCAGCCCGGCGGGUGGAGCAGGAGAGGCAGCCAGUUCUGCAUGCAGAGUCCCUUCAGGCAAAGAGCGCAGAGGCGAUGAACCCGGGCCAGGAGGAGAGGCGGCCAGUUUUGCAUGCGGAGCGGGUGGUUCAGGCAAAGAGCGCAGAUGUGCUCCGCCAAGAUUCGAAUUGCAGAGAGGAGGGGCCAGCCCGGCGGGUGGAGCAGGAGAGGCAGCCAGUUCUGCAUGCAGAGUCCCUUCUGGCAAAGAGCGCAGAGGCGAUGAACCCGGGCCAAGAGGAGAGGCGGCCAGUUUUGCAUGCGGAGCGGGUGGUUCAGGCAAAGAGCGCAGAGGUGUUCCGCCAAGUGCUUCAUUCGAAAUUCAGAGAGGAGGGGCCAGCCCGGCGGCUGGAGCAGGAGAGGCAGCCAGUUCUGCAUGCAGAGUCCCUUCAGGCAAAGAGCGCAGAGGCGAUGAACCCGGGCCAUUUGGAACCCCAGUGGCAGUGCUUGGAGCCGUCCCCGGAGUUUCCAGACUCACCAAAGUCAUCUCCGUCCAAGACGUCACUGCCCGCGGCACAGCCUUCGCCGCCGACUGCCACGGACAGCGCAGGCUCUCCCAGCGCUACACCGCCCGAGGAUUCUUGGGCCUUCUGGCGUUCCCUGCUGGGACCAGAGCUGCUCUGUGUCUGA
Messenger RNA from Effrenium voratum, 1266 nucleotides. Lineage: Eukaryota; Dinophyceae; Suessiales; Symbiodiniaceae. The record is from the annotation of a GenBank genome assembly.